Molecule: messenger RNA, 2122 nt
Organism: Haliotis rufescens (red abalone)
Lineage: Eukaryota; Metazoa; Mollusca; Gastropoda; Lepetellida; Haliotidae
Product: leucine-rich repeat and coiled-coil domain-containing protein 1-like
Exons: 13
Coding region: 158-1444 (428 amino acids)
Molecular function (GO): protein binding
Source: RefSeq, a predicted model, not a curated record
GUGGAGUUGUUCCCCUUCGAAAAGGCUUCCUUAGAAACAGCGAGUGAUGUUCAAGAUGGAGGAUACACGCUCUCCCAAGUGACACUCAUCAUUCGAGGAGAAUGUAAGGAGCUACAGCAAUAUUAGUGAAGAGACCUGUCAGAUUCCUCUGAGAAUAAUGGGGACGUAUUUAACACCUGAGUUUGUGGAACGCCGCAUCUCACGGCUGACAACACUCCCAGAUGGGUGGAAAGCAUCAACUAGUCGCACACUGUACCAACUUGACUUAAAGAUGUGUCAAGUGAAGUCACUCGUCUACAGCUUUGAGUGGGGCAAGGAAAGAGAAGGCUACAUGCUGAGGCAACCGUCUGUCCUUGACGCACCGGAGCGCAUCCUGCGUCUGGAUGUUAGCCUCAACGAGCUGGCCUUCCUUCCUCACGAUGGCCUCCUCCCCUUCCGUAACCUUAGAGAGUUGGACGCCUCGCUCAACAAACUCAAGAGCUUUCAGGGCAUUGAGGUAUUACAUCAUCUGUUCAGCCUUAAUGUGGCCCACAAUGCAUUGCGUCACAUCGAUGGUCUGACAACCAGUUCGUCUAUCGUUGAACUCAAUUUGAGUAUGAAUGAAAUUCGAGACAUUUCCAGCAUGCCAAGUCUCAUCAACCUACGGAUCCUAAACCUCAGCAGUAAUAAACUGGGGAGUCUGGAGGGACUCUCGUCUUUACCCAAGCUGGAGGAGCUCAACGUUCAGAGAAAUCAGUUGGUGAGUAUAGUACCAAUCACCAGCUGUCUUCAUCUACGGAUGCUCAACGCCGCCGAGAACAAUCUCAAGGAGCUGGACACAGUCACUGCGGUCCUUGAGAAGAUGACGUGGUUGCAGGUGCUCAGUUUACAUGGUAACCCAAUAGAUCGAGAGCACAACUACCAGACGGAUAUCAUCCGAGCCGCCAACGUCAUGACCCUCGACAACAUCACCGUUCGACCCUUGCCAAGGAUAGGUGACGACCCAACACCGUCACCUAAACUACGUACUCAAGUCCGGCCAUUGGUGGAGCAUCGCCGUCACACGGACAACAUCAUCACACUCAAAGAUGCAGCAAAACAGGCUUUCGAGGAGCGGAUGCGCGGAGCCAGGGGAGCCAUGGAGGAAAAUGUCAACUUCCUUCAACACAGGAUACAGUCCCUGCAGGAUGAGUACCGGGAGUUUGAGUACAAGAUGAGAGCUGACCUCGACGUUUGUCUCAGAUACAUGGACACCUUGAGUUCUACAGAAGCAAGCAGUUUUGAUCGACGGUCAUUGAAUUUCCGGUCUGGCAAUGAGAAGCCAUGGGAAGGAUACACCCACAGAAGUCCCCGACCAGAGCACAGGAGCAAGGAAGAUUACACAGAUGUGAAGAACACAGAUGAGGUGUUGAAGUGUGCUUACAACGAGCUGGCCCGGGACCAGGACAGACUGGAAGAUGUGUAAAGAGUUCAUUCACAGCUUCACACAAAGGAUGAAGAUACUUUUACACUGGCAGAUGUGAAAGAAGGGUGGGAAGGCGAUAUGCUCCUUUCCUUACAGGCACCUCAGUUUUCCAACCUGUUAGUUCCUCAUCCUUGUGGGUUUUUCUUCACUUCAGGACUUCAGAACAAAAUUUUGAAAUACCCAGUGGUUAAAAUUUGAAUUUGGUUUCAUUUCAAUUAAUAAGACUUCAAUAUCCUCUGGAAGCCUCGUGAAAGGAUCUUACCCGUUAAAUCGGUAAAAUCAUGGGGAGAACAUACCCCUCCCCUUCCUUCUCCUUCAUCCAUGAUCUUCCUCAGUAUUAGAUUAAGCAGGACCACACGGUAGUCAUUCCCUGUACAGUAUAUUCCGACCAGUAUCCAUGUACUCAAUCACUCCUUGUGAGCCAGGAAGCAGUUAUCUGGAAUAUGUGACUAAUCUUGUAUAUGACUUGUUCUCUUGUGACCCCAGUGACUGGGAGAAAUAUGCCUUUGUGUAUCAAGUGUUGAGUCAAUGUUACCUGCUUCUACUGAGAGCGACGAGUGGCCCAGUCGUCCAAGGCCCCGCGAUGCGCAGUGCAGAGUUGCGUCCCUUGGGCACGCCAGAAACCUAUGAUUGUGGGUGUGAAUCCUGGUUCGCCCCGAUUAUGUUUCUAGGUUUGUC